Molecule: messenger RNA, 2582 nt
Organism: Myxocyprinus asiaticus (Chinese sucker)
Lineage: Eukaryota; Metazoa; Chordata; Actinopteri; Cypriniformes; Catostomidae
Product: transmembrane protein 98-like
Exons: 7
Coding region: 162-824 (220 amino acids)
Cellular component (GO): endoplasmic reticulum
Source: RefSeq, a predicted model, not a curated record
GGAGAUCUCCGCGCCGUCGCCACCCACACGCGCUUUGUUUCGUGGAUCAAACAUCAUUAAAUGGAAAAGAUAUAUAGAUAGAUGUCUAGUUUUGUGACUCCAAACACCAACCAAGCAACUCUUUGACAAUCCUCAUCUGUAUUGUUCAUCAUUACCUAACCAUGGAGACGGUGGUGAUUGUGGCCAUAGGUGUGCUGGCCACCAUCUUCCUGGCAUCAUUUGUGGCACUGGUGGUGGUGUGCCGCCAUCGUUACUGCCACCCACCUGACUUUCUACACCAGUUUGAUUCCAAACCCACAGUGGAUCUUAUUGGAGCAAUGGAGACUCAGAGUGAACCAUCUGAGUUGGAGCUGGAUGAUGUUGUCAUCACGAACCCUCAUAUUGAGGCCAUGUUGGAGAAUGAGGACUGGAUUGAGGAUGCCUCUGGCCUUGUGUCUCACUGCAUUGCUAUUCUGAAGAUAUGCCACACACUUACCGAAAAGCUAGUUGCCAUGACAAUGGGUUCUGGAGCAAAGGUCAAAGCACCUGCCAGCCUGAAUGACAUUAUCACAGUGGCCAAGCGCAUCAGCCCAAGGGUGGAUGAUGUGGUUCGAUCUAUGUACCCACCACUAGACCCCAUUCUCCUGGACGCCAGGGCCACUGCAUUACUGUUGUCGGUAAGUCACUUGGUACUAGUAACACGGAACGCCUGCCACAUGUCUGGCAGCCUGGACUGGAUCGACCAAUCACUGCAUGCAGCCGAGGAUCAUAUGGUCAUACUGAGAGAGGCGGCUUUAGCGUCCGAACCAGAGAGGGCUUUGCCAGAGAGGGAGCACUCUAUCUGACUCACUCAAAAGCACAUGAGACUAAGACUCUGUAAACACACAUGUACAUGAGCACCUGAAAAGAAUAUGUUAUUUAGUGAGCAAUAUCUCAACAGAUACCUGAAAUGGGUUUUUUAGUCGAAGAGAAAAGCAUCACCCAAACACAUACAUAUUAAAAAGAUAGUUGUCACUCUUAGUCCAACCUUUCUUUUGAAUGCUGUUUCUCUCUCUCUCUCUCCCAAGCUUAAUCACUGUUACAUUUCAGUUCAGUUGUUAAAUUGUGGUAUACUGUCUGAUAUUUCCUCAUGGUAGAUACAUACAAUAUAUAGAUUCUGCACCGAUUAGUGCCGGAAACAAUCAAAAAUAUAAAUGAAUAAACCAGAUCUAAAGAGUUUCUGAUUGAAUUUGCCAAGUUUUUUGGCUUAACAAUUUGUAGUACAUUUUUACACAAACAUCACAUCUUUUUCUUUUCUAGAUAAGAGUGUACAUAUUGUACUAUUAUGUUUUAAAAGGAUGUUAUGAGUUCAGUGCAAGUUUAGGCAUGAUGUUGAAUAGGCCUACCUUAAAAUAUUAUUUCAACUCAUCCUUGUUUUUUUUAAAUGAGCAAAAAUCACAGUUACAGGUAGGUACUUACAAUGGAAGUGAAUGGGGCCAGUACAUUAUUAUCAAAACCCACAAAGCCACAGAUAGACACAAGCCAUUAAUAACAUUCAUGUUAACAUGCUUUAAUGUUAUAAAAUCACUUACUAACCUUUUCUGUUUAAAGUUAUAUCCAAUAUUUAAACUUCAAUGUCAAGAUGACGUAAAACAGGUAAACCCUUUAUACUGGUAAACACUGUAACACUAAUAAAUCCCUGAUUUUUUCAUAUUAAAAUCAUGUUAACAUGUAUGUUUACAUCUUGUGGCUAUUACUAUUUUAUUGUUAACAGACUGGUCCCAUUCACUUCCAUUGUUAUAGCUUAACUGUAACCACGAUUAUUUUUUCUUCUUUUUUUCAUUCUUUUUUCUUUUUUUAAUAAAUGAGGGCAGAGUCAAAGUAAUUUUUGUGGUAAUCAACUUUAUGCCAAAAAUGCGACCGACUGAACUUACCUUGUAUUGAACACAGAACAUUCCUUUAAUACAAAAAGUACAGUAUAUUUUGAUGGUAUAUACACGGUUUGCAUAUCUUCAUUGUUAACAUUAUCAGUGACAUAAGAAUGUUAAGAUCUAUUCAUUUUUCUGUGGCUGAUGUGAGUAGUUGUUAGGCCAAUAUCUUAAAAGUAUACACUAAUUCUGCAGUGGAAAUUCAGAUUUGUUUCCAUUUUCAGUUUAGCCUCUUUUAUAGAACCGUUUGUGUAUACUGCAGUAAAUACAAUGUAAAGAGACAUCUUCCACAUACACCAGUGUAAUCACAUCUCAAAUUCAAGAUAGCUUUUGGUGAAUGUACCUUACUUGUAGUUAAAUGUCAAUCAUUAUUCAGCAAGAGUAAAAAUACACACUCACAUUCUUAUCUCUGUCUGCCAUCUAGAAGUAGCCUGUAAUUUUUCACCAGAGUCACAUGAAGUCUGAAUCCACACUAAUUCCCUCCCUCACAGUCACAGUGUUCACAACCCCCCACUACACUUACACUUUCCUCUUUCAAAUACCACACACACUCACUGCAUUUACUGUACAAUAAACAGACACACAGGACCCUGCAAUUCAUAUUUCAUGUAUCACAUACAGUUGUCAAUCAGAUACUGUUCAGUUUCAAUGGUAAGAAUAUAUACAUUUUAUCAUGAUUAUUUUUUAUUUGUGUCA